Fusarium falciforme is the source of this 939-nucleotide messenger RNA. RefSeq names its product Kelch repeat-containing protein. The record is from RefSeq and is a predicted model, not a curated record. Bases 1 to 939 code for a protein of 312 amino acids. The transcript has 2 exons. NCBI's taxonomy places the organism in Eukaryota, Fungi, Ascomycota, Sordariomycetes, Hypocreales, Nectriaceae. Gene Ontology annotation, molecular function: protein binding.
AUGCCUGCAAAAUCCCAAUGGCAGACACUGGCAAGCCUCCCUGUCGCCCCAAGACAGGAACACACAACCGUCUACCUCCCGCACGACAGCAUCGCGAUCCUAGGGGGCAUCGUUCCCAACAACAGUGCCACACCCAUUCCCUUUUCAAGUACAACCCUGGUCCAAAUCUAUUCUAUCAAACGCAACACCUGGCGCACCGUGGCCCCUCUCCCAAAGCGGCUCAACCACGUCAACGCCGCAGCUGUAGACGGCAAAAUCUACGUGCUCAGGGGGCUGGACGACGGUGGUGAGGAGCAGAAGGCACUGCAGGCGGUCUCGGAUACCGAGGGGGAUGGCGGCUGGGGUGUGUACAAGGGCAAGAUAUUUCUCGCCGGCGGAUUUUCGGCUUUGGGCUUGACGCCAGGAGGCCCCCACGAAUCUGUCGGUCCCGUUUCCGUCUUUGACACGGCUACUCUGAAAUGGCUCCCGGAUUUUCUUCCUCAGCAGGCGAAAGCUAUCCCACAGCCGCGCGACCAUGCUGGAGCCGCCGUCAUAGAUGACAAGCUGUACGUCAUCGGCGGAUUCGACCACGGAGCGUCCAACCGCAGGGACACUGUUUUCAUCCUGAACAUCCAAAAUCUCAAGGCUGGCUGGAAGACUGGCACGGCGAGGAUGCCGACUCCUAGGGGCGAGUUGACCGCUGCAGCUAUGGGCAGGAAGAUAUAUACCUUUGGGGAGGGUAACCCGAAUGCUGAGAGGGGGUUGUUUAACGAGACCGAAGUGUACGAUGCGGAGUCCAACACCUGGACUCAGCUGGAACCGACGAAGGUUCCCAGGCACAGCGCUCCAGGUGUCGGCGUGGGUGGGAAGGUGUACAUUCCUGGUGGUGGGCUGGCCGCGGGAGCCCUCCCUGCGAGCCUAUUUGAUGUGUAUGUGCCUGGGUGUGAAAAAGGGUGGUAG